CUGCAGUGCAGCUCUAGUACUAUUUCAAUUCAUUUGGUUUUGGGUCCUAGCAGUUUCGUAACAUUGUUUUGUGUCCCAGUUCACUCAAUAUCUUCUCCUGAUAAAUCUUUUGUUCGAGAAAGCGGAGAUAUUUAAAAACAAAUAUUUUUCUUACAAUAGCAAUAAUUUUAUGCAGGUAGUGCGGACAUUAACUUUAAUUUAAGUUCAUUUCAAUUCAUUUGGUUUUGGGUUCUAGAAGUUUCGACCAUUCUUUUGCGGCCAAUUUGACUCAAUUGUAUUACAUUGAAUAUGGAACAUCAGGUUAAGAAGGAACGUCGGAAUACAUCUUCUGAUGAGGAAUCCAAGCAUCGUUAUAUGAAUAAAAAACGUCGCUAUCAUUCUUCUGAUGAAGAACGCGAGUCGCGUUACGGAAGAAAGAGGCGCCGCCAUUAUUCAUCGGACGAAGAUAAAUUCCGUCAUAGUUCCUACAAGCGUAGACGUCGCUCUGAAACUUCUUCCAGCAGCUCAAGGAGCAGCAGUGGUACCUCUCGUAGUAGGAGUCUGACUAAGAGCCGAAGUCGUAGCUAUAAGUCAAGCUCAGUUUCAAGUUCAGAAACUAGUUCGGUGUCCUCAGUUACUUCCAGCUCCAGUUCUCGUACAGAUUCAAGCAGUGGAUCUAGGUACCGUCAUACUUACUACUCACGAGGAAAUCAUAGUUCUGGAUAUCAUCAAUCAAAAAUGUCACGACAUCAACGUAUACCUGAUCGCUAUAAACCUAGACCAAAUAAAUGCUUAGCAAUAUUUGGUUUAAAUGUUAACACGGCAUCACUCAAGCUUCGUACAUAUUUCGAACGGUUUGGCCCGGUUGAUAAAGCUGAAAUCGCAAGGGAAGCUAAAACCGGCGUCUCCAAAGGUUAUGGUUUUGUGUACUUUGCUCAUUUGUGCGAUGCAAAAUAUGCCGCCGAGGAAUGUGAAGAUGAUCAUAUUGUUGAUGGGAAAAAGUUACGUUUAGAUUAUUCAAUAACAAACCAGAAUCAGUAAUCCAUACAUAAAAUAAUCGAUUGUGCAACUGACGUUUUAGUGAUGUUUGUAGUUUUUUUUAUUGUAUAUUACUGAAAACUACUAAUUUAUGCUAUAUGAAAAUUAUCGGUAACCCUAAAUACGUUUAGUUCACAAUUGCUACCGUUCCCGAUUAUGAUACUAUUUUUCUCAAAAUACUAAAACUUGUUGAAUAAUCUAGUAGCUCUAAAAAUAUAAAAUUUUGUUAGUGGCCAUUAUACAUAUGUAUGUA
Teleopsis dalmanni is the source of this 1270-nucleotide messenger RNA. RefSeq names its product transformer-2 protein homolog beta-like. The transcript has 7 exons. The record is from RefSeq and is a predicted model, not a curated record. Gene Ontology annotation, molecular function: RNA binding. Bases 289 to 1020 code for a protein of 243 amino acids. NCBI's taxonomy places the organism in Eukaryota, Metazoa, Arthropoda, Insecta, Diptera, Diopsidae.